This is a messenger RNA of Esox lucius (northern pike), 2051 nucleotides long. It is a transcript of the gene efhc1, whose product is annotated as EF-hand domain (C-terminal) containing 1. The record is from RefSeq and is a predicted model, not a curated record. Gene Ontology annotation, biological process: mitotic spindle organization; cilium-dependent cell motility; mitotic cytokinesis. NCBI's taxonomy places the organism in Eukaryota, Metazoa, Chordata, Actinopteri, Esociformes, Esocidae. Bases 127 to 1839 code for a protein of 570 amino acids. The transcript has 11 exons. Gene Ontology annotation, cellular component: mitotic spindle; axoneme. Gene Ontology annotation, molecular function: alpha-tubulin binding.
AGAACGAAUUGCGUAUGUGAACUAGAUUUCCACCAGAGUUAGACAAAUAACAUAGCGUGAACUUUAGUUGUUGUUCUGUGUUUAGCUUUGUUUAAAAUUUACUGAACAUUUCAAGUUUUAAUUGCAAUGUCGGUCAACAUGGGACAUGGCUUGCCGUUUUUGCCAGGAAACACCUUUCGAGAUGUUACGAAGUCCGCUUUCCAUCGCCCUCAAACGCUGUCCUAUAAGAACGGCUUUGCCCUUCCCCAUCGGCCUAAGGUCGGGAUCGGACAAACCCCUCUCAUAUCCAGUGAACUGACCCAGAAUGAAAUGAACCAGCUGGCCGGUCAGACGUCGGCUCUCACCUAUGGCACCGCAAAACGCAUCCCGGCGCUCGUCUUCGUCCCGGCUCACGUGGCUUUUGACAAGAAGGUGCUGCGAUUCUACGGCUACUUCAGGCAGGAGGUGCAGCACUCGCCCCAGGAGGAGUACCGUGUGCGCUCCGUGGUUAUCUCCUACUUCCUGGAGGAUGACUCCAUGACCAUUAUUGAGCCGCUGGUGGAGAACUCUGGCAUCCCGCAGGGCAAGCUGAUUAAACGCCAGCGGCUGCCCAAGAACGACCGGGGUGAUCAUUACCACUGGAAGGACCUCAAUGUGGGCAUGGACCUGGCGGUGUAUGGGGUCAUUUACCACAUCACGCACUGUGACAGCUACACACAGGACUUCAUGGAGAGCCAGGGUCUGAUUGUGAACGACCCUGAGCUGACCCCGGUCGACCCGUACAUCCAGCACCGUAGCCAGCCCGUACGUUCCUACAUCUCCCCCACUGACAUCGACCACCUCGAGAAGUUCCUGACCAAGGACCGCCAGGUGUUGCGUUUCUUUGCGCUGUGGAACGACACAGAGUCUCUGUAUGGGGAGACCAGGCCUGUGACCAUCCACUACUACCUGGUGGACGACUCGGUGGAGAUCCGGGAGGUCCACCAGCCCAACAGCGGACGGGACCCCUUCCCUGUCCUUCUGCGCAGGCAGAGGCUGCCCAAAGCCAUCAAACCAGCAUGUGAGCCCUUUCCCAGCUGUGUGCUGGAGGUUUCACCGCAGGACGUGCAGCAGUACUUCUCGCCCGCGGACCUCCGGGUGGGCGACACCGUGCAGCUGUUGGGCAGGCGCUUCCAGCUCUAUGACUGUGACGACUUCACCAAGACAUACUACCGGGAGAACCACCCCGAGCUGGAGCUAAGACCCAGGCCUGUGGUCCGGGAGAGCACAGAGCUGCAGGACAGACACAAGGAGGUCCCACCCUACAAUGGUUUUGGUUCUCUGGAGGACUCCCUUCAGAACUGCCUGUCUCUGAUUCCUGAGCCUCCUAAGAAGGACGUGGUGAAGAUGCUGGAGAACGACCACAGAGUGCUGCGCUAUGCAGCCAGGAUGGACUCCCAGAACCCUCAUGACGAGGGCCGCCGCUUCGUCCUCUCCUACUUCCUGUCCAAUGACAUGAUCAGCAUCUUUGAGAAAUCCACACGAAACUCCGGCAUCAUUGGUGGAAGGUUCCUGGAGAAGACGCGCAUCCCCAAGCCGGGCUCCACCACAGAGAAGCCCGAGUUCUACGGGCCGGGAGACUUUGCCAUUGGAGCCACCGUGGAGGUCUUCAGACACCGCUUUGUGCUGACCAACGCAGACCGCUACGUGCUCACCUACCUGGAGUCCAUCUCGGACCAGAUCCCCUCUCAAACACUGACCUCCCUGAGACAGAGUCUGGGGCUGGCAGACCAGGAGGUGACAACCCAGACGGACCAGGUGGAGAACACCCAGACAGACCCCCAGUCAGAUGACAAUGACAGAGCGGAACCUUCUUCUUGAUGACUGAAAUUCUAGUCUUACUCUUUUCCACCAACACCUUUAAUUCGUUGUUCCUCUACAGAACCUCCCGCAUUCUCUUUCCCUGAAACCACACCCCUGCCGUAGGUUUCUCAUGAUUAAUUAACGUGAUUCUGAAAACAGAAGGACAAUGUUUGCUGUCUGGAGGUGGACUGCCACCUACAGGACAGAAAAAAAAUAAACAUAUUUGACUU